AUGCACACUGUGCAUCCCGACGGUGACGAGGGGAUACGACAGACGGAUUCCGAUGCUGCGCUAGCCAGAUUAUCUGCCGUCCAGAAGAGCUACAUCUCAGACCCAUUCGUGCGCUACCUCCUUCCCCGCGGUGCACACCUGCAGCCCCCUCGGCCUCCGCUGAUCAACGUCGGGACGUACGUGCGCUCCGAAGGGAUAGAUCAGCUUGUGAACGGAUGGCUCGAGCUCUCCGCCAAGGAGGGUCGACAAUGUCAGAUCGUGAGCCUGGGUGCAGGCAGCGACACAAGGUUUUGGAGAAUCGCCGCCGGCCCGCGUGCGGGAACGCUCGCGAAAUACAUUGAAGUCGAUUUUGCCGAGAACACCACCAAGAAAGCAAUGGCAAUCCGGAAGAGCAAGGACCUCAGCGCACUGCUAGGGAAAGCUGAGGAUGUCAAGCUGGAAAGUGGUGGAACCUCGCUGCACUCACCACGGUACCACCUACUAGCUGCUGAUUUGCGGCUGAGCCCAAAUGAAUCGCUGGCACCGAUCAUGACGAAGUCACUUCCAGGAAGCGACCCAUUGCUGUCCUCUGACCUCCCCACCCUGUUGAUCUUCGAAUGCGUCCUUGUAUAUAUGUCUCCCGAAGCCUCUGAAAGCCUCAUACAAUGGUUCGUCGACUACUUCUCGACGUCCUCGAGCGGAGUGCUUGGUGGCCUUGUGUACGAGAUGUUCGGCUUGCAUGACUCCUUUGGCAAGGUUAUGCUUAACAAUCUGAAGGCUAGAAAUGUCUUGCUACCGGGCGUCGAGCCUUAUCCAGACCUAGCGUCGUUACCAGAACGCUUCACAAGACACGGUUUUACGACCUCGUAUGCCUUCACUCUGCGCGAUCUUCGAAGGGUUUGUAUAAGCAAGUCCGAGCUGGAAAGAAUCUCGCGUUUAGAAAUGCUUGAUGAGAUUGAAGAAUUAGAACUCGUGUUGCAGCAUUACGCUAUUACCUGGGGUGUAAGGCUGAAUAAUCCCGAAGCCCAUGAUUUAUGGAAGGGCUGGGGUUUUAUACAUACAUGA
Phanerochaete carnosa HHB-10118-sp is the source of this 1044-nucleotide messenger RNA. RefSeq lists its product as uncharacterized. The coding region runs from base 1 to 1044 and encodes 347 amino acids. Gene Ontology annotation, biological process: C-terminal protein methylation. Lineage: Eukaryota; Fungi; Basidiomycota; Agaricomycetes; Polyporales; Phanerochaetaceae. Gene Ontology annotation, molecular function: protein C-terminal leucine carboxyl O-methyltransferase activity. The transcript has 5 exons. The record is from RefSeq and is a predicted model, not a curated record.